Neurospora tetraspora is the source of this 752-nucleotide messenger RNA. RefSeq lists its product as uncharacterized. NCBI's taxonomy places the organism in Eukaryota, Fungi, Ascomycota, Sordariomycetes, Sordariales, Sordariaceae. Bases 328 to 549 code for a protein of 73 amino acids. The record is from RefSeq and is a predicted model, not a curated record. The transcript has 3 exons.
CAACAAUGACGGAAGAACAUGUCGAUUAUCAAUGACAUGGGAUGGACCUGCCGCAAAACCACAGCAAGCAUGGACACAACGGCAUUUCAAUAUGCCAGGUACCUGGUAAGGUACCGACGGGACUGCUGAUGUCAGGAGCGGGGUUAUCUUGAAUGGACGUGGAAGGUAGGAUACUUUAAAUGGUCCUCUUUCUCUUCUUCAGGAAUCCGUGAGUCUCUCACUGCAUCAACACAACUUGUACAUUUUCCGUCACGCAACCAACAUUAACACAAUACUGUGUAAACACAACCAUCAAAACCCACACACACACCUCAAACACAUUUCAUCAUGCCUUCCCCUGAGCGCGGCCAGUCCCCCCCUCCCGAGCGCCAGACCGGCAAGCAGCAGAGCUCGGUUGCUGGUUCCGGUACUGGCGUCGACGACGCUUCCAAGAAGGAUCAGACCAACAAGUCUGGUCUCGAGAACCUCACAUCCAACCCCAAGGGUCCCCUAGACGACGAGGUCGAGAGAAAGUUCGCGAAGACGAGCAAGCCUGAGGAUUCAAAGUAAAGAGCACAUGGGAAGCUUAAUGGGACACAAUGAUUCAUGAAUUUGGCGUUGGGAAUGUUUUCUUGGGACUGGGAAACCGAUGCUGCCUCUAGAAGCGAUGCGGCAGCCAUGUUGAACAUUGGCCAAUUGGUCGAUUUGAACAAAACAAGUAGAGCACAGAUUAUCUGACAUCAAAUGACCUACACUUGAACCCAUCACGAACA